AUGGGCGGUCUGUACGGCAACGCCGCCGCGACGGCGCUGGAAGACCUCCCCUCAGAGACGCGCGGAAUGAUGUCCGGCGUCUUACAACAAGACCUGCCCCAACUCCAUCUGCCCAACAGCAACGGACGUCACGAGGCUAACCUUGUUGCCGAUCAGUACGCCUUCGGAUACCUUUUGGCUGCGGCCUUUGCCCGAGGGCUGGUCAACACCACCCCACACGGCUGGCGGCCCCUCUUCUGGUUCGGCGCCUGCCCGCCGGUCCUGUUCAUCAUCUUCCGUCUCAUGCUGCCCGAGACGGACACAUUCCUCGAGCACAAGCGUCUCCGCGAGGCGGCUGGCAGGCACACCGCGGAGUCUGAGACAGAAAAGUCUAAUGUCACCUCGACGUUCAUCAAGGAAGGAAAGGUCGCGCUGAAGCGGCACUGGCUGCUGCUGACCUACCUUGUCCUCCUCAUGGCCGGGUUCAACUUCAUGUCGCACGGGAGCCAGGACUUGUACCCCACGAUGCUUACGAACCAGUUCAACUUCAACGCCGACCAGGUCACUGUCACACAGGUAGUCGCCAACCUUGGCGCGAUGCUGGGCGGCACGACCGUCGGGUACUGCAGUCAGAUCUUUGGUAGAAGGUUCAGCAUCGUCGUCUGCUGCAUUGUUGGUGGCGCGCUGCUGUACCCGUACACUUUUGUCACGACGGAGGCCGUUAUGGCGGCGGCGUUUUUCGAGCAAUUUUGCGUGCAGGGCGCGUGGGGUGUGAUUCCCAUCCACUUGAUGGAGCUCAGUCCCGGGGCUUUCCGCACCUUUGUGGUCGGCACAUCGUACCAGCUCGGUAACCUCGUGUCGUCGGCGAGUUCCACCAUCGAGGCGCGUCUAGGAGAGAAAUUCCCCCUCCCUAACAAGGGCACCACGAAGCGCUACAACUAUGGCAAGGUUAUUUGCAUCUUCAUGGGAUGCGUGUUCGUGUAUGUCAUUUUGUUGACGUUCAUUGGGCCCGAGCACCUGCGACGCAGUUUCGAUGUCGCUGACGACUCGGAUAUGCGGGAGGUUGCUGGCGUUGAGACGAUGGAAGACGAGCUCCAUGACCGUGAAGUCAGAGCUGGACGGCCGGUGGGUAGCGACGAAGAGACAGGGCACCAGGAGAAGUCGGCUACUCACCGCGAGUGA
Colletotrichum chrysophilum is the source of this 1161-nucleotide messenger RNA. RefSeq lists its product as uncharacterized. Bases 1 to 1161 code for a protein of 386 amino acids. Gene Ontology annotation, cellular component: plasma membrane. The record is from RefSeq and is a predicted model, not a curated record. The transcript is spliced from 2 exons. Lineage: Eukaryota; Fungi; Ascomycota; Sordariomycetes; Glomerellales; Glomerellaceae. Gene Ontology annotation, biological process: plasma membrane lactate transport. Gene Ontology annotation, molecular function: secondary active monocarboxylate transmembrane transporter activity.